This is a messenger RNA of Micropterus dolomieu (smallmouth bass), 1748 nucleotides long. RefSeq lists its product as uncharacterized. Lineage: Eukaryota; Metazoa; Chordata; Actinopteri; Centrarchiformes; Centrarchidae. The record is from RefSeq and is a predicted model, not a curated record. The transcript has 2 exons. Bases 121 to 1539 code for a protein of 472 amino acids.
CUCACCUGUAAGUGUGCUCCCUUUUGGUUAUAUUAAAACCCUUCGUUGAACUAUACCUGCUCCGCUCUGUGUCCUGCGUUUGGGUCCUCCAACCUGCCUCCACACCACAAUCGUGACAGAAUGACCGGACCACAAAGGGACCCAGCGGACACCAUGUUCGAUGACCUGCUCAAUCUGUGCCGAGAGCUUAUGGAGCUGAGGAAUAUGUGGUAUGGGGCUAGUCAUGUUAGCCACAAGGAGGCUAUCGUGUCCCUCACCCGAACAAAGUUGGCUACAAAUCCUGGAGCGGCCAACUCCUUUCCUAAGUGGGUGUUGGACUUCCUCCGCACCUCAGCCGAUUCCCCAGCCAAGUCAACACCAGUUCCUCACCGUGUUAGCCAUGAGCAAGCUAACAGGCUGCCAGCUAGCGUCCGGCCGUCAUCUCCCCGGCCUGCUAGCCCCCAAAGGACUUGUUCUCGGCCAGCUAGUUGCAGGUUGGGAAGCAUCCUUCUGUCCUGCCCGGAUAGUGCUGCUAGCCCUCCGCCGGUCCUGCCAGUAACCUGCUCGGCUAGCGCUGCUAGUCCUCUGCAUGUUUGGCCUGUAUCCUGUUCGGCUGGAGCUGCUAGCCCUCCGCCUAGCCUGUCCGCCUGCCUGCCUGCCCCACCUACCAAGAUCUCAGAGGCAGCACGGGCAGCUAGCCUAUGGCCUGAUAGCCUGGAGGCUAGGCUCCCCCCAGAGUCCUCCUUCGAGGGAAGUCGCCUGGCCAUCUUUUCGGGUUCCCGUGGUGGUCAUCGGAGGCGACCAGGUCACCAGCAGCGACCCGUCUGCAACCAGCGUGAUCCCCGGCCAGCUAGUGCUGCUAGCUUUCUGCCUGCCCACCUGCCUGAUCCCCGGCCUGCUAGCGUUGCUAGCAGCCAGCCGGAUCACCAGCGACUUCUGUUCCCUCGUCGGUGGCCCGACCGGCACCUGCUUCACCGGUGGUCCGAUCGACUCCUGGUUCCUCGUCGGUGGCCCGACCGGCACCAGCUCCGUUGGUGGCCGAGCCGAUUCCUGUUCCUAGUGCUCAGUUGGUGGUCGGACCGACUCCAGCGCCUCGUGUCCGGUCCAUGGUCCUCAGCCCAGCUGUCUCGCCGGUGGUCCUCAGCCCAGCUGUGCCUCCAGAGCACCCAAGCUUUGGGUGCCGACCUCCGGAGAGGUCUUGCCGUCGGCCUCCUGCUCGGCCCCCAGUGGGUUUGCUGCCUCACUGUUGGCCGACCUGCCAACCCCUUGAACUCUGUGGCCCCCUUGAUCUGCCCGGCCUCAUGGGUCGUCCCACGGGACGCCCACCUGAACUGUUUUGCCCUCCUGGUCUGCUCGGUUGACCUCCGGGUCUGCCUCCUGAACUUUUGUUCACCUCUGGCCACCCGGGACGGCCUCCUGAACUGUGUUUUCCCCCUGAUUUGCUCGGCCUGUCGGGUCGUCCUCUGGGACGGCUCCCGAACUGUUUUGUCCCCUUGGCCUGCUUGUGCGACCUCCCGAACUCUGUCGUCCCUUUGCCUUGCCCUCUGGCCACCCAGCUGAGAGUUCAUGGUCUGGCCCUCCUCCUGUCCUCCCUCUGCCCACCCUGGGCCGGCUUGUGCCUUGUUUUUGUGCUGUUUUGUUGACCGUCUGGAGACGCUCGUCGGUGGGGGGGGUACUGUCACGCUCUGUCGGUUGGCCAUCCUUUGUGUUGCACUUUUGUAUUUAGUUAGUGUUAUUUUGGUCUGUUGGGUUUUGGGGAUCUGUCUUGU